UUAGUGGAAAGAUCUGAGUAUCUAUGCAGGGGCACCCUAGACUAGGACCCUCUGGUCUUCUUUAUCCCAUACACCCCAAGGGCUGCAACUAUCAAAAGAGAAAACGCGCUAAAGCGUCCUGUUGUUUUCAUCUCAGGUGCUGCGUUGCUGUGUUUUGAUCAGGUGUACCUGCCCCCUAGUCCUCUCCCACCUAGGACGGGCCAUGCCUGGAGGGACAGAGGAGAAGGACGAGGGGAGGAGGCACGAAGGUCACCGCGAUUCCGAGAUCAGGAGGACGCAAACAAGCCGCGCUUCCCUGGCACGUUCGGGCGGGGCGUUCACAGGGCACCGGGCAGGGAGGCGGCACAUCCUGGGCUCCGCUCCUCGACCGCCACCCACCGAGUGUGCCCGCCUUCCCGGCCCGGAGGAGCCAAGGACCUCGGCUCCCGGACAGUGGGAGCCCGAACGCCGCCUCCUGAGAGGCUCUGUAUUCUCUUCAGAAACUCAUAAAAAGUGGUUCAUCAUGGGAAGGACAGCACUGUUUGAUUUCACUCCUACAACUUUUCAUUUACAUUACACUGAGAAAGUCAUAAGAAACAACUGUUACCAUCUGAGGGCAGAAACUGCUAUGAUGUACAAAGGCAAGAAGUGAUUUUCCUGAAUCACAGGAUGACUCAGGAAUGUUGAAAUUAGGAUAUCUUCAUUUGGAUGGAUCCUGAAGCUGCCCGGCUGGAGAAGCAGCACGUGCAUGAUGUGUACAAGAGCACCGCCCCAUACUUCAGUGAGCUGCAGAGCAAAGCCUGGCCUCGAGUCCGCCAGUUCCUCCAGGACCAGAAGCCUGGCAGCCUCAUUGCUGACAUUGGUUGUGGAACUGGAAAGUAUCUUAAAGUGAACAGCCAGAUCCAUAUCCUGGGCUGUGACUACUGUGGGCCAUUGGUAGAGAUUGCCUGGAAUAGAGGGUGUGAAGUCAUGGUAUGUGACAACCUUCAUCUCCCCUUUAGGGAUCAGGGCUUCGAUGCCAUCAUCUCCAUAGGAGUCAUACAUCAUUUUUCUACAAAACAAAGAAGAAUCAGAGCAAUAAAAGAAAUGGCCAGGGUCUUAGUUCCUGGAGGCCAACUGAUGAUUUAUGUUUGGGCAAUGGAACAAAAGAAGCGCUGCUUUGAGAAGCAAGAUGUUCUUGUUCCAUGGAAUAGAGCCUUAUGUUCCCAGCUCUUCUCAGAAUCCAGCCAGUCUGGGAGGAAGAGGCAGUGUGGACAUCCAGAAACAAGCCAUUCCUAUCAUCUUCCUUCCUCUGAAUGUAGCUGUUCUGUUUGUUUUAAAGAACGAUGUGAUUCAAAACGGUCCCAUAGCUUAGACUAUGAACCUGUCAUGACUAGAACCUGUUGUGGAAGUAUUCUGAAGGAAGGUGAAGAAGAAAACAGAUUUUAUAACACUUUAGGAAAAUCUUUUCGUUCCUGGUUUUUCUCCAGAUCUUUGGAUGAAUCCACUCUGAGGAAGCAAAUUGAAAAAGUGAGACCCUUGAGAAACACAGAAGGUUGGGCCAAUAACACAGUAUCAGUCCAGCCUUCCAGACACCAAGACUUCGAGCACCAAGAGCCAUUUUCAACAAAAGAGCCAAACUUAGAUGAGGAAGUGUUUCUGGAAACUUCUCAGAAACAUUUGGAGUGGUUGAGAGCACCAGGUACUUCGAAGCAUUUCAAUGGAGACCAAGAAGAAAAUAGAAGAAAUGGAGGGGAGAUUUUUCCGCCUAGCACUAAUACUGGUGAGAACUGUGUAGAUGCCAGUGACUUAAAGAAUGGCUACCCUUCUGACAGUAAAAUACUGAGAAGAAUUUCUGCAGUCAGUUCCACAGAUUCCAACCCAGAUGAUACAAUUUCUGUUGACGAACAACAGCCCAGAAUUUUGGAUUCAAGAGCCUUCAUGCGCUACUACCAUGUAUUUCGAGAAGGCGAGCUGUGUGAUCUCCUGCAGGAGAAUGUGUCAGAGCUCCAUAUUCUGAGCUCCGGAAAUGAUCAUGGCAACUGGUGUAUCAUUGCAGAGAAAAAAGAAAGGUUGUGAUUAAUUGGAUCAUUUUUUUCAGCUUCUCCAAAAAAUGAACUAUGAUCUUUUCAUUAGCAUUGAAAGCAAAAUGCUAGAUUAGUUACCUAAAUUAGCAUCCAAUUUUAUUAUAUUUUAAAAUCUAUGUAUGCUUUGGUUUAGAGACUAAGAAUUGAUCAUCUUUGUAAUCUUUGGGUAAGCACAGAGUUUAGCAUUUGACAUAUUUGUAUUUAAAUGUUAAUAAAAUGAUCUGAAAAAUCAAUAGAAAAUGCACUUCAGUACAGUUUAGAUUUUAUUCCCCAUAACAAGGAAAUUCUUCUAAGAAUAUAUGUAUAUUUGUUUUCAGUAUUAUAGAUUGAUUUUAAAAGAUUCUACUCUUAAAUAUACCUUUAAAUAGAGUAUUUUUAUAAAGUAAUAUGAUAAUUUCUGGUUCCCAGGUAAUAAUUUAUAAAAGGAAACUUAUUCCAUUGCUCAGCUAUUACAGUUUAUUGACCCAUGGGAUGGGGUAUUUUGUUGCCAAAAAUACCUUGCUUCUACUUAAAGUCUUCAGAAAAGUGGGAGACAAUGGAGAGAAACAUAAAAGUUGUGGGGACUUUUCUAAAUUAUAAGCAAACUUCCUUCAGGAUAAGUACUGUAAAUAACAAGUUUUUCAUUACUGCUCAGAAUCAGUGGUAGAGUAUGUACCUAGCAGGCAUUGAUUCCCAGCACUGUGUGAAAAAUAAAGAAAUGAAAUAAAUAGAAUAAAAGCACUGUUAGCAUGUAGGGAGUGCAGUACAUGCAUCUGAGGAGUUGUUCUGAGUACUCUGGUGGAACUUAUUUCCAAAAGUAUUAGAAGCAUGAAUACCCACUUAAGAGAACACCAGGCUUAACUGAUCAUUUUAAAAUCUAUGGUUGGUUAUGCUUUUCUUCUGAAUUGAAGAGAGUCUAAUUCAAGCACUGUUUUAUUUUGACUCGAAGGACGAAUACAUUGGUAAUGUGCUGGAUUUGGGGCUUUGGUGAGGUAUGACUAGGAUUUUCCGUUAGAUUUUUAAAAGUAAUAUCUAGGCAUUUAUUUUACUGAAAGAGACUUAAAACUGUAUCAGUUGUAUUAGUGACUUAAGCCAAAUUAACUUAUGUUACUUGAAGACUGAAUUUCUGCUACUUUAUAGAAAAAUGAAUGGAUUAGGCGUUGUGUGGCAACUGCAUCUAUUUAGAUUUAACCAUGGGUCUCUUUAAAUCCAUAGGUUCUGAGACAUAAAUAUAAUUCAGAUAGAAAUAGAGACUUAAGAGAAGCAGAAGUAACUUGACCUAGGAAUAUGCUCUUAGCUCCUUAAGGAGAAAAAAAUAAAUAAAAAGCCUAUUUACUUUGGGGACCACUGUAAUCCUAGAUGAAAACCCAAUUUUUGUUUUAUUUGUCUACUGAAAAAUUAACUGAAAUAGAAACACAUAUCAUAUAUUUGAGGCUCUUUUUUCCAUCAGUGAAAUAUCAGUGCGCAUUUUGCACUAGAGGAACGGUGAACACAGGCAUAGAAGUGGAGUAUAAAUUAAAAUUUAAUUUAGUGUCCAGUUCCCAAAUUAUGACAUUAAGCUAUGAGUAUAAAAGAUUUUCUUGGUGGAAAAAAAUUAUUAUCCGAGUCAAAGGUGUUCUUUUUUUUUUUUAUAGUACAUGUUUGCAGUAUGUAAUGAUUACAUUUACUGUAAGGGAUUGGUACAAGCACAUAACACAUUUCAGUUCCCUUAUUUUUCCCCACUCCCUCCACUCCUUUUAUUUUUCCAGCAUCAGUUUCAUUUAUUUAUCUCAUGAGAGCUUAUAAAGUAAAUUAACAUGUAUGCAGAUUGAAAACCAAAGUAAUAGGCGAAAGAACAAAUAAAAUGUGAGACAAUUGUACUAAGUCAAGGUACACCUUUAGAUACAUUGUCCACACUGGAUUGCAAUACCUUUUGUUCUUUAUUUUUUUCUAUUAUCUGUCAUAUAUAAAGGUUUUUGUUUGUUUGUUUGUUUGUUGUUUUUUGGUACUGGGGAUCAAACUCAGGACCUUAUGCUUGCCAGGCAGGCGGGCAGCACCACUGAGCUAAAUCUCCGGCCCUAGAGAGAGUUUUUCUUAUAAGAGAAUCCAUGCAAUAUUUAAGCUUGUGUGUCUGAGUUACUUCACUUAACAUUAUAGUCUCAGCAAAGAUGUUCUUGUAACUGGGAAACAUUUAAUCCACUUACACAUUAUUGACCACAAAACAAAUAAGCACUGGUGCAUUUUUUUAAAAUUUGGGAUUGGAGGAGAACAAAAAGUCUACUCCAUAGAUGAACUUGGUGGGGUACUUACCCCAUGAUGAAUUGAGUGCACUUUAUUUAGGAGGAAGGCUGAAACAGGGACCAGCACCUGGCUGUGCAGCUGCAGUGCAGGAAGAAUGAAUUAGGACAGGCAUCAGCUUUUCUUUCCUAUUACAUAGAAAAUUUGAAGUAAUACUUACAGCUACCUUUUCUUAAUAUCUAACAUUUAUUGUUUUAUUUGUAAUCUUCCCCACAGCUCUUUGAGAUAAGUGUACUUAUCUUCCCAUUUUGUAAAUGAGGAAAAUUGAGGCAGAAAAAAUUAACUAAAUUGCCUAAGUAGUGAGCAUCACACAGUUGGAGGCAGAUCUGAGAUUCAAUCCCACAUAGUCUGGCUCCAACCUGGGCUGGUAUCUGUAGGUUAUAUUCCCACCACUCGGUUUCAGUCAUUAUAUUAGGAAGGUUACAAGAGUCUUUCAAGGUUAAAUGUGAUUAUCUUCUUUACCAAUGAGUCUCAGCAAGGUUAAGCAAAGGCCACAUUGCUUGAUAAUUGAGAAUGACCCCUUACAUAUUUUUAUGCUUUUUAAAAUUUAUAAAUCUAUCUCAACUUGAUUGGAGUAAGAAAUAGUUCUAGGUUGCAAAAUAGUUUGUGCUUACUUUUCUGCAAUUCUUCAAUCCUUUAAAAAGUGGAUGCUGGGGCCGGAGAUUUAGCUCAGUGGUUCGCAGCCUGACAUGCAAGCACAAGGACCCAAGUUUAAUCCCCGGUACCAAAAAAAAAAAAAAAAAAAAGUGGAUGCUUUUUUCCAUUGUAUAGUGAGGAAACUGAGGGUUGUUCAGAUAUUUCAUUCAUCCAUUUGUUCCCUGAGACAUGUGUAUUGGAUAUGAAUGAUAAAAGACCAUGAAUAAGCUGGAGUUUUGAGUGUGCACAAAAUAUUAGAGUUAGCUGAUCUAAAAGAGCCAAGGUGGAACAUUUUGUUGUAUUUCAUGAUCCAAACAUCUGUGUUAUAUUGUUUAAUUAGAGAAAAACAAUAUAGAGAAUCAUAAUGCAUAUUUGCAUAUUUAAGGUCUAUUUUAAGUGAACCUAGAAGUUAAUUUUACUGAGCUUGCCCUUGGAUAUAUUGACAUACUCUAGCACAAGUGCCCUGAGUAAUAUAUUUCAGAAAAUUAUGUGUCUUCUAGAAAAAAUACAAACUUCUCUGGAUGGUAUUCAGGACUUUCAUGAAUUAACUCAUCUCCUGCCAUUGUACCGAUGUUUUCUGUUCUGCAAUCUGCUAUUUUAAAUAAUGCUUUCACUGAAAUUACCUAAUGGCAAGUAAUUAUCCCAUACCCUAGAUCUGUACUGAGAUUUAAAAUUCAGUCAUUGUAGUCUUCUCCACAGAUGAAUUUAUACACCAGGCUUCAUUCCAUUAAUGGCAACGUGAGAGAAGUGUUCCUACUCACCUAUCCAGUAGAUGGCAAACCAUGCCAGUGGUAGCUUUGCUGGUUCCUAACCUAGAAUGCUCAACUCCUUCCCUCUCAAUCUUAUUUCAGAUUUAUGAUUCCUGUUUCAAAGACAUAAACUCCAUACUUAAAACCUCAAUUAUGUACAAAACUGAGUGAGAACAUUAAAAAAAAACUCUAACUAAACAAGGAUAGAAGUUAUGCAAAUAGAAUGCACUUGGCAUGAGAGCCCAAACAGAAACUUAAAACCAAUCACCAAGAAAAUACUAACUAUAAAUUACAAAAAUUUUUGAUUUACUGAGGACUUAACAGUUUGUAACACAUUAAUAAGGAUGUAAAUCAUUUCAGUUAUACCCCCUUGUUCUGUGCCCUCUUGAUACAGACCUUCCCAGGUUGAUGAUGCAUGAAUAAUUAAUCACUUUAUCUGGGAAGGAUCAAAACUGUCAUGUAAUCUGACCAAUCUGAUGAACCACUUGUGAGAGCUGAGUGUCCAGCUGGAUCCCCACAUGGCAAAUAAUGAAUUCACAUAAAACAACAUAUUUUCUUCACAGGGAAUUUUGUGUCUCUGUAGAUGCUACCUCUACGUAGAAAAAGCAAUGAGUCAUUGUUCAUCUGUAGCCAGUGUAACUGAACAUUGAAUUCCCGAAGCAAAUUACAGUUACAUCUAUAUAUACUGAGGAGGGAAUUUGGUUGAAGGACAGGCACUUUUCUUAUGAGCUAAUUAUAUCACAUCCACUUAAAAUCUUCUUGUAAAUGUAUCAAGAGGGAUCCUAGUAGUACGAAAAGUUUGCAUUUCUACUCUAUUUAUGCAGAACAUUGACAUUACUUAAGGCUCACUAAUGGGGACCUGAGUGGAAUUCUGAGACACUGAAUAAGUGUGUGGAACUGUCCUAGUUUCUGGAGAUGCUCUUAAUUACAUAUGUGUGUAAAUAUAUGUGUACAUACACCUAUUCCUAGAUGUCGAGUGUUUGCUGUGGUUACUGACCAAGAAAAAAUAGCUCUUGUGCACUUAUAAAAACAUAAAAGUAGCAAUUACCAUGGAAAUGUAUUCCAUUGGAUAGAUUUUUUUGUUCCAGAGAAAUUUAAAGAUGAUUGUUAAAUGUUCUCUUGCCUCUUCCAGUGUUGAUGUAUAUUUUUGUGUCAAAAAAGUGAAAACUCUUCUUUUCCUAUAAUUUAUGGUUAUUUUGGCUUUUCCCAGAAAAAACUAGCAGUAGUUUUAAAAGCACAAACUGAUGUAAAAAAUCUUGGCUUGUAAUAACUUGAUUAUGUAUUUUAUUUAUAUUAACUAACAAUGGUCAAGUUCUUUGUAGCAUUGUUUAAAAUGGUGUAAUUUAUGUGAUUAUGACAGGUGGUAAAUUUUUUAAAAAUUAUGUGUCCAUGUUAUUUUAAAAAAUGUUGUUAGAUGAACAGAAUUUUGCUUUUCUUCACUCUCAGAGUGACAGAAUUGGAGUCACUCAGUUCACACAGCCAACUCGGAUUACACUUCAACAGAACUGAACAAGUUCACAUUUGAGUCAUUAUCUUUGUCUGAAGGGAACCAGAUUAACCAUUUAAUAAUAAACUAUCUUUAGUGGGUUAAAAGAAUAUUAUUGGAUCAAAAAAGAUGUAUUUUAAAACUAAUAAAGUUUUACAUUAUCCCUAAAGGGGUGUGUAUGAAGAUACAGUAACAAUAUA
Molecule: messenger RNA, 7372 nt
Organism: Heterocephalus glaber (naked mole-rat)
Lineage: Eukaryota; Metazoa; Chordata; Mammalia; Rodentia; Bathyergidae
Gene: Trmt9b
Product: tRNA methyltransferase 9B (putative)
Biological process (GO): tRNA wobble uridine modification; tRNA methylation
Cellular component (GO): nucleus; cytoplasm
Molecular function (GO): S-adenosylmethionine-dependent methyltransferase activity; tRNA binding; tRNA (5-carboxymethyluridine(34)-5-O)-methyltransferase activity
Source: RefSeq, a predicted model, not a curated record